UCGUGGUUUUGCCAUCCCAUCUCCAAUUUGAUGAACAUAUUUUUCGACGACUGCGAUUGCAACGCACUGCCAAAGAGAAAGAGACAUGACUGAUCCUAGCAAGCUCGCCGUCGCCGUAGUCUGUUCCUCGAACAUGAAUCGCUCAAUGGAGGCGCACAACUUUCUGGCCAAGAAGGGUUUCAAUGUGCGCUCCUACGGCACCGGCGAGCGCGUCAAGCUACCGGGCAUGGCGUUCGACAAGCCGAAUGUUUACGAGUUUGGCACCAAAUACGAGGACAUCUACCGCGACCUGGAGUCCAAGGACAAGGAGUUCUACACACAGAACGGCCUGCUACACAUGCUCGACCGCAAUCGUCGCAUAAAGAAGUGCCCGGAACGGUUUCAGGACACCAAAGAGCAGUUCGACAUCAUCGUCACUGUGGAAGAGCGCGUCUACGACCUGGUGGUGAUGCACAUGGAGUCCAUGGAAUCCGUGGACAACCGACCCGUGCACGUUCUCAACGUGGAUGUGGUGGACAACGCUGAAGAUGCGCUAAUGGGCGCCUUUGUCAUCACAGACAUGAUAAACAUGAUGGCCAAGUCCACGGACCUGGACAACGACAUCGACGAAUUGAUCCAGGAGUUCGAGGAGCGCCGCAAGCGGGUCAUCCUGCACUCGGUGCUCUUCUACUGACGACCGACGUCUGCUAACAGUUCGUGUCCAGCUCCAGCACCAACACCAGACUCCCGUAGCCCCGACGCGCUCCAGCCGAGUCACUCGAUCUUGUACCCCAGGGGCUGCGAUCGCAGAGCAUAGGACGUCGGGCAUUGCGCGCAGCGCGUGCGGAUCCUGGGUUCCGGAUUGGUAGCCUAGCAUAUAAGAAUACUGUAAAUAGAGAGGGGCCAUCGCUGCAGCGAAAGCACAUCCAACAACGACCAGCACCCACACACUCGCAUACUCCAAACACCUGAUUCGUAAUCCACAUCAACACCACACAUGCAAGCAACUGGCUAAUGAAUUGGAAUAUAACACACAACCAAUGACGACCAUUUCCACACGGCUGCCCCCCAAAACCCCUGUAGUAGUAUGUGUACGUGUCCGUAUUCCUUGUAAUUUCGCCCGUCGACUGGGGGUCUUAUCACAGGCUCUCGCUUCCCUCAGCUGGCGAAGGCGCCGACCAUCUGACUCCGACCCGUUCUCCCGUUCGGCCGCUCUGCCGCUCUCUUCGCCCGGCUUUGAGUCCGAUUCGGACUCAGAUUCGGAUUCGAUUCACAUAAAGUGAAAUCUCGCAUCGUGAUUGUGUGAAUGAGCAUGCACGCCAGAGAGCCACACAGGGGCGGAACGGUCUGGGCCCUCGCGGGCAGGGGCCGCGUUUUUUAAUUUUACACAGUUUUACCAAUUGUUCAGACAGGGCAAACCCGACCGACCUUGGUUGGGGCUGUGCGUUUUAAACCAAAGGCAAAGGCCCGCAACGGGCGCUAGCUUGCAAUAGAAAAUAAACAACAGGGGAGUUGUGUUCACUAAGGAUUGGAAUAAAAGUGCACGCCAAUUUAUGCCGGUUUCUUGUUGACGGCCUGUGUCACAUUUACCCUGCGACCUCAAACCUGCCUAGGUCUUCUCUUCGACGGAAAUACCAUUGAUUACGUCUCAUCCCACUGCUACCUCGGAGUUCACCUUGAUCGGACGCUGAGUUGGAAAGCCCUUAUCACGGCUCCUGGAAACUGAAAAAGCUGGACUGGGUUUUCCACUCAAGCAAACUCCAUAUGGCAACUAAGGCUCUCUUAAUAAAAGCCAUAUCCAAGUGUGGGGAACAGAGUAUUAGAGUAAGACAAUCGGGAGCGGCACGACAUGCAUCUGGGCUACAUGUGGUAUGUGAGCAAUAGAGUUAUUGAAGGGGACUUAAAAGGUGUCCCAUUGGGGUACCAAAUAAACUUCCAUAGCAGCCGAUAUGCCGACAGACUUAGCGCCCACUUAAACACGUUAGCGAAUGAUCUUGUCGACCCUAUUUCCCUCCGAUGUCUGAAGAGAAUACAUCCCCAUGAACUCCUUACACGUAAUAUAGCAUAAUCUCUCCUCGGUACAUUUGUAUACACUAUAAUUAAGGAACAGAAUCCAUAAUAUCUUUUAAGCUACACAUUAGGUUAACUUCAGAAGGAACUGAUCGAUUCCUACUGACUAAUGAAUAAUAAUAAAUGAUUUAAACUCU
Drosophila melanogaster (fruit fly) is the source of this 2186-nucleotide messenger RNA. It is a transcript of the gene Ssu72, whose product is annotated as Ssu72 CTD phosphatase. The transcript has 3 exons. The coding region runs from base 86 to 673 and encodes 195 amino acids. Gene Ontology annotation, molecular function: protein serine/threonine phosphatase activity; phosphoprotein phosphatase activity. Lineage: Eukaryota; Metazoa; Arthropoda; Insecta; Diptera; Drosophilidae. Gene Ontology annotation, biological process: mRNA processing; regulation of transcription by RNA polymerase II. Gene Ontology annotation, cellular component: nucleus. The record is from RefSeq and is marked reviewed.